UGCUUCGUUCUGAGUCGUUUGUUCUCUUUUCUUCUCUCCUUCUCAAAUUAGGGUUUGUUCCGAACUCCAGCGAUCCUCUUUACAAUUGAAGUCAUUUAUGAAUCUUUAGCGUCCAAUGCUUCGGAAUUACAACUCAAGUCUCUGGUAGAGAAGAGAAUCGUCACCAACAGCAACAACAGCUAGCAUGGCGGAGCAUUUGGCCUCGAUCUUCGGCACCGAGAAGGACCGCGUAAACUGCCCGUUCUACUUCAAGAUCGGCGCCUGCCGUCACGGUGAUCGCUGCUCUCGCCUUCAUAACAGGCCAACCAUUUCCCCUACUCUCCUCUUAUCAAACAUGUACCAGCGACCGGACAUGAUCACCCCGGGUGUCGACGCCCAGGGCCAGCCGAUCGACCCUCAAAAAAUACAAGAGCACUUCGAGGAUUUCUACGAGGACAUAUUCGAGGAACUCAGCAAGUUUGGGGAGAUCGAGACCCUCAAUGUCUGUGACAACCUUGCCGACCACAUGAUUGGAAAUGUUUACGUCCUGUUCAAGGAAGAGGACCAGGCCGCCGCCGCUUUGCAGGCCCUCCAGGGCCGUUUCUACUCUGGCCGUCCCAUCAUUGCUGACUUCUCUCCUGUCACCGAUUUCCGCGAGGCUACCUGUAGGCAGUAUGAGGAGAAUAAUUGCAACCGCGGUGGAUACUGUAAUUUCAUGCACGUGAAGGUGAUUGGGAGGGAGUUGCGGAGGAAGCUGUUUGGGAGGUACCGUGGGUAUAGAGGGAGCAGGAGCCGUAGCAGGAGCGCGAGUCCUCGACCCAGGAGAGAAAGAGAUUAUGAUAGGCGUGACAGAGAGAGGGAUUAUCGUGACCGUGAUUACCAUAAUGGACGAAAGGACAGGUAUGGCAAAUAUGACAGAGAUGGCGGUAGUAGAAGGAUUGGGAGUCCCAAGCCAAGUAGGAGUCCUGCGGGGGAAGGGAGUGAGGAGCGCCGAGCAAGGAUUGAGCAAUGGAACCGAGAGAGGGAGGGAAAACUGUGAGAGACAUUGGUUCUGUUUCGAAUUGGACCUUUAGCUGCCUUUUGGAUUCCUUUUCCUCUUAUUGGAUCUGGUUUCUGCUUUCUUCUUGUUGUUUUCAUCCUUGCUUCGUUUUGUUGGAAAGCACAAUAUUUUCCCAUGACUUGCUUUGAGGUGUGUGCCUGUAUUUGAAGUUAAAAAAUAACUCCGGUUCGCAAGGCUCCCGCAGUGGGUUGGGUCAGGGACAUGCAAGAUGUUAUACUGGACUUCAAACUUCUUCUAUUUGAAGUUCAGUAUAAUAUUUUUACCCGAUCACACUUUGCUAUAAAUAUAAGUAAAGAACACCCAUGCACAAGGUUCUCGCAAUUAGCGGGGUGGGGGACAAGCAAGAGGUACGUAGACCUUACCCCAUAAUACGUGGAGAGGUUGUUUCUAUCAAUUGACCUUAUGGCAUCUAGGUUGCAUCCCUACAACUUUACUAUGGGGCCACAUGUUUGCCUGUACUUAGCUAUAAAUAUAUAGCAUCAACUUGAAAAUCCAUCGUUUCACCUUCUCCCGGUAACAACAUGUUUUGUUUAAUUGUUGACAAAAUUAUAUUGCAUGCCAGCCAUAGCAGGAACAAUGUGUUUUGUUGUUGAACACGUUGUUCUUACCAUGGUUGACAUGCAAUAUAAUUUUGUGACACAGACACUUGUUGUCGUAGGGAGGGAGCUGUUAAUAUAAUGUCAUGAGAUAAUUGCAUUGCUCUCUUUUACUCAUUAUUUUUCAAUUACAAGUUUCGUACCAGGUUGUGGGUAACUAGUGUUCGGCCAUCUAUGAUACAACAUAUAUAAAUGUAACCUUGUGGGGA
Molecule: messenger RNA, 1844 nt
Organism: Tripterygium wilfordii
Lineage: Eukaryota; Viridiplantae; Streptophyta; Magnoliopsida; Celastrales; Celastraceae
Product: splicing factor U2af small subunit B-like
Exons: 2
Coding region: 185-1018 (277 amino acids)
Biological process (GO): mRNA splicing, via spliceosome
Cellular component (GO): spliceosomal complex; U2AF complex
Molecular function (GO): pre-mRNA 3'-splice site binding; metal ion binding
Source: RefSeq, a predicted model, not a curated record